Molecule: messenger RNA, 1609 nt
Organism: Phragmites australis (common reed)
Lineage: Eukaryota; Viridiplantae; Streptophyta; Magnoliopsida; Poales; Poaceae
Product: phosphoglycerate kinase, cytosolic-like
Exons: 7
Coding region: 171-1376 (401 amino acids)
Biological process (GO): glycolytic process; gluconeogenesis
Cellular component (GO): cytosol
Molecular function (GO): phosphoglycerate kinase activity; ADP binding; ATP binding
Source: RefSeq, a predicted model, not a curated record
GGCGGCCCCAGUUUAGCGACGAGCCUCUUCCACACCGCUAUAAAGAAAGCUUGGCAGUUGGCACCUUCCCGUGCCUUCCUCGUAUCCAAAGCUGCUUCUUUUCUUCCCACCUCGCACCCAAAUCAGUCCCCCGACAAAUUCGAUCAAUCUUCUCCUGGGUUUAGGGAGAAAUGGCGACAAAGAGGAGCGUCGGCACCCUGACGGAGGCGGAUCUGAAGGGGAAGAAGGUGUUCCUCCGCGCCGAUCUGAACGUGCCUCUGGAUGACAACCAGAAGAUCACCGACGACACCCGCAUCCGCGCGUCCGUGCCCACCAUCAAGUUCUUGAUGGAGAAGGGCGCCAAGGUCAUCCUGGCCAGCCAUCUGGGACGUCCAAAAGGUGUUACUCCCAAGUACAGCUUGAAGCCUCUUGUCCCACGCUUGUCUGAACUCCUCGGAGUCGAUGUUGUGAUGGCCAAUGACUGCAUUGGUGAGGAAGUUCAGAAGCUGGCUGCUUCUAUACCAGAUGGAGGCGUUCUGCUUCUAGAAAAUGUUAGGUUCCACAAGGAGGAAGAGAAGAACGACCCUGAGUUUGCCAAGAAGCUGGCAUCUGUUGCUGAUCUCUAUGUAAAUGAUGCCUUUGGUACGGCACACAGAGCCCAUGCUUCAACAGAGGGAGUUACCAAGUAUUUGAAGCCUGCUGUUGCUGGCUUCCUUAUGCAGAAGGAACUUGACUACCUUGUUGGCGCUGUUGCCAACCCAAAGAAGCCAUUCGCUGCAAUUGUCGGUGGAUCCAAGGUGUCAACGAAGAUUGGGGUGAUUGAAUCUCUUUUGGCGAAAGUUGACAUUCUCAUCCUUGGUGGUGGUAUGAUCUUUACAUUUUACAAGGCUCAGGGAUAUGCUGUUGGAAAAUCUCUUGUGGAGGAAGACAAGCUUGAACUAGCAACCUCACUUAUUGAAAAAGCCAAGUCAAAGGGAGUCUCUCUCUUACUUCCCACUGAUGUUGUAGUGGCUGACAAGUUCGCCGCAGAUGCUGAGAGCAAGAUUGUUCCUGCAUCUUCUAUCCCUGAUGGUUGGAUGGGCCUUGAUAUUGGCCCUGACUCCAUCAAAACUUUCAGUGAAACUUUGGAUACCACCAAGACUGUCAUCUGGAAUGGACCUAUGGGAGUUUUCGAGUUUGAGAAGUUUGCAGCUGGCACUGAUGCGAUUGCCAAGAAGUUAGCUGAAAUCACUGCGAAAGGGGCCACAACCAUCAUUGGAGGUGGCGACUCUGUUGCUGCUGUUGAGAAGGCCGGGUUGGCGGACAAGAUGAGCCACAUCUCAACCGGUGGUGGUGCGAGCUUGGAGCUGUUGGAAGGCAAGACCCUCCCGGGUGUCCUUGCUCUUGACGACGCAUAGGCUGGUACUGGUGUCGUGUAAAAAUUCAAGUCCUCGCCUGCUGUCCAGGACUUGAAAUAGGUUUCUCUUCGAGUGUUGCUACAUGAGCAGUGAAUAAAUUUGGCUUCCAUGGGCAUGAGAGAUGUGCCCGGAACCAACAGACUUCCAUGGACGUGCUCUCUCGGGCGCUGAAGUCGUUUUCUUUUGCUGUGGGUAUUUCCAACACUUAAAUUGGGUACAUGUUGUGUUUGGAC